AUGGAGAUCGAGCAGCAAGCCCCCCCUGGUCCCGGCCCUGCCAGCGGAGGAGGGGAUACCCCCGUUGCCAUGACAACCCCCGUCCCCGUCGCCCUGCCGAUGCCUCCUGCAGCCCCCGUCGCCGUGCCGAUGCCCCCUACAGUCCCCGUCGCCGUGCCGAUGCCCCCUACAGCUCCGGUCGCCCUGACGAUGCCCCCUGCAGGCCCCGUCGCCGUGCCGAUGCCCCCUACAGCCCCCGUCGCCGUGCCGAUGCCCCCUACAGCUCCUGUUGCCGUAGUGACCAGCCAGCCGCCCCCCUGUGAGACGCCGCCGGACUCCUUCCCCUGCCUCAGACCGCUGUCGCUGCCCAAACCCCCCCAGCACACACACACACACACCGCACCCGAGGUGGUGGUGCUCGUCAAGGACAAGACAGAGAACGACAGGGAAACAGGACAACAGGGCAGUGGGUUGGUUGGCAUGAAGAAGAAGAGGAGUGAGUCUCUAAAAUAUCACCGCUCGUCCGAGUGCACGUCCCCGUCGGGCUCCUUCGUGUCUCGGGGCCCCCCGCGCCGCAGCCACUCCAUCCCGCACCCCCACCACCACCACGCGCCGCAUCACGUGGGCCGCACCCGGGCCGGCAGUCGGAGCGGCUCGGUGGCGUACACCGCCUUCACCCCGCGGCCCUCCAUCUCCCGCCAUUCCUCCAUCGCCACCAGCAACGGAGCCAUCGACACCAGCAAACCCAGAGACUACCUGCUGUUGGCGAUCAUAGCCUGCUUCUGCCCCGUCUGGCCAAUCAACAUCGUCGGGUUCACCUACUCUAUUAUGUCUCGUAACAGUCUGGAGCAGGGUAACGUGGACGGAGCACGGCGUCUGGGGCGCGUUGCUAAGCUGCUGUCCGUGGUGUCGCUCAUCGGAGGAGUCGGCAUCAUCAUCGCCUGUGCUGUCAACCUCUCUAGUGAGUAG
This is a messenger RNA of Engraulis encrasicolus (European anchovy), 948 nucleotides long. It is a transcript of the gene prrt2, whose product is annotated as proline-rich transmembrane protein 2. Gene Ontology annotation, cellular component: membrane. The transcript has 7 exons. The coding region runs from base 1 to 948 and encodes 315 amino acids. Lineage: Eukaryota; Metazoa; Chordata; Actinopteri; Clupeiformes; Engraulidae. The record is from RefSeq and is a predicted model, not a curated record.